Messenger RNA from Puccinia graminis f. sp. tritici CRL 75-36-700-3, 810 nucleotides. RefSeq lists its product as uncharacterized. The transcript is spliced from 8 exons. The record is from RefSeq and is a predicted model, not a curated record. Bases 1 to 810 code for a protein of 269 amino acids. Lineage: Eukaryota; Fungi; Basidiomycota; Pucciniomycetes; Pucciniales; Pucciniaceae.
AUGUGCUUCACCGUGCUUGAAUGGAAAGAUUUGGCUGGUGAAGCGAGUACAAGAAAGACAAGUAUUUAUCAUCCACUCAAGUCUGAUCCAUCAGGUGUUGUUGUGGGGUUCGAAUUCGUUGGGGGAGAGGGAAGGCCAGUCAGGAGAGUCUUUUCCGCUGCUGGUUGGCCGUCGAUGAUGUUGCAUAUAUUUAUGUGUAAUAGCCCUGAAUUGAUGGUCGGAACGAGGCGGAGCGACUUGGGCUUCUCGAUCCGAGCCGCUUCGAUUGAGCCUUGGGCAGGACUCGGGAGCGGUGGAUGGGCUCAAUCCGCAUUUGCAUUAUACGAUGUGCUCGGAUACGUGCAGACACAUGAGAGCGCAGGUGAUGUCAUGCCGGUCAGAGUCAUGGACAAGAGGAGCUCAUGGGAUGAGGGCCGUAAUAAUGAGCAUGUGAAGGUGAGCACUCUCGUCCAGACAGCAACUAGACCAGAGCUACGGAGUGCGAGUUUCACUAAGAUUGAGAAUCCGGAGACAUCGGGAGGGGAGCGGGAAGCAAAGAAACAUCCGUAUUUUUGGGAGGAGAACGCCAGAUCGGUCUUCUUACCCUCCAAGACCAAUCCAUCUCCAGGAUCAUCUCAUUCUCGCCCAGCGCAAGACGGUUGUGCAUCAGGACGAUCUCCAUCCCUGCUUCAAUCACCAGCAAUAUCCGGAUCAGCUCAAAUCACCCUCAAGGAUGGGCUCAAGACUCAGAGGAUCAUUGCGGACUCCUAUCUUUUCGUUCGUUAUCGAAGAAGCAUAAAAGCCACUUACCCGAGCUUUCAAAAGAAGUAA